AUGGUGCUGCUGGAGAAGCAAUGGGUGAAUGUACAAGAGAAGACGUUUACAAAAUGGUUAAACAAUAAAAUCGCUUCCCGCGAAGUCGCUGUCAAGAGUCUGGUCACCGACCUCUCCGACGGUAUUAUCCUUAUUCACCUCCUUGAGGUUCUCAGCAAUGAAUCUCUCGGUCGCUAUGCCUCGAACCCUCGUUUGCGGGUGCAGAAAUUCGAGAAUGUCAACAAGUCGCUGGAGUACAUCAAGAGUCGGGGCAUUCAGAUGACGAACAUUGGUGCAGAGGAUGUCGUCGAUGGAAACAGAAAGAUUAUUCUCGGUCUGAUAUGGACCCUCAUUCUACGCUUCACCAUCUCAGACAUCAACGAGGAGGGUAUGACGGCCAAGGAAGGCCUUCUGCUGUGGUGCCAAAGGAAGACCGCUUGCUACGAGGGAGUCGAAGUCCGGGACUUUUCCUCCUCAUGGAAUGACGGUCUUGCAUUCUGUGCUCUCUUGGAUAUUCAUCGGCCUGAUCUGAUCGAUUUCGACACCUUAGAUAAGUCGGACCACAAAGGAAACAUGCAAUUAGCCUUCGAUAUCGCCACCAAGGAGAUUGGUAUCCCAGACUUGCUUGACGUGGAAGACGUUGCAGAUGUACCCAGGCCCGAUGAGAGAUCGCUCAUGACGUACAUCGCAUACUGGUUUCAUGCGUUUAGUGCCAUGGAGCGGGUAGAAAAUGCCGGCCGUCGGGUGGAGAAGUUUGUGAGCAAUAUGCAAGGUGCCUGGGAGAUGGAGACUGCCUAUGAAAAGCGAAUGCGCGCUUUGCUCCAUCAGAUCAGACAGCAGCGGCAGGCGUGGCAUAAUUCGAGGUUUGAAGGCACAUAUGCAGAUGCCAAAGCGCAAGCAAAUGAGCUGGCCAGCUUCAAACGAAACCAGAAGAGAAAAUGGGUGGCAGAGAAAUCAGAUGUUGCAGCAUUGCUCGGAAACAUCAAGACAAAGUUGUCGACAUAUCGCCUGCGACCGUACGAACCACCAGCUGAUCUGCGGCUGGAAGUGCUGGACCACGAAUGGGCUGCGCUAGGCACAGACGAGCACGCACGAAGUAAAUUGAUCAACGAGACCAUUCGAGAUAUCAAAAAUGCACUGAGGCGAAGCUUCGCCGACAAAGCAAAUGACUUUGCACUGACGCUGAACACCUUGUCGUUGGCCGUUUCGGGCCUGGAAGGGGAUGUCGAAGAUCAACUGCAGCACGCCCAGCGACUGUCGGCCAACCUCGCACCUCUUGAGCAAUACUUGGAAGGAAUAGCUAUCCUGGACGAGAAGUGUCAGGAAGCAAACAUUGACGAAAACGACUACACAACCUAUACAUACGAUGAAUUAAUGUACGAAUUGAGCUUGGUCAAGACGAGCGUACAGAAAAAGCUGACCUUUCUGGAAAAUCAAAUGGUGGCGAGAAACAUGACCAACCUAACUCCGAUCCAGCUUGAAGAAUUCGAGUCUGUUUUUCGGCACUUUGACCGCGAAGGCAACAACACCUUGUCCGAAUUGGAGUUCAGCGCUGCCCUGGCCAGUCUCGGACUGGUGUAUGACGAGGAAGAAAUGCACGACAAGUAUCUUGAAGUCUGCCAUACGGGACUGGACCCAUCCAUGUCUCCUAUCUCCCGUCGUCAAAGGGAGGCGAGAGGAGUUGGAUUCGAGCAAUUCAUCCGAUUUAUGGUGUCCGUAACCGAAGAUCAGAACAGCGCCGAGCAAGUCUUCCAAUCCUUUCGAGAGGUGGCCGACGGCAAGCCCUACGUUACAGAGAUGGACCUUCGGCACUCACUCAUUCCCGAUGAAUUGAUCGAGGACCUCCUUCACAGCAUGCCAGAGCACAGAGGUCCGGAUCUGGAAGUGGACCGCGACGUCCCCAAGUAUGACUACAUCUCGUUCAUGCAGGGCAUGAUGGAUGGACAAAACCAAGCGCACCAAGGCCAGAGUCGGAGCCAGCGCGACAGCAGCCGGAGUCCAACCAACGGCGUGACAACUCCUACUACACCUAGACGAUGA
Molecule: messenger RNA, 2019 nt
Organism: Exophiala spinifera
Lineage: Eukaryota; Fungi; Ascomycota; Eurotiomycetes; Chaetothyriales; Herpotrichiellaceae
Exons: 2
Coding region: 1-2019 (672 amino acids)
Biological process (GO): actin cytoskeleton organization; muscle cell development
Cellular component (GO): cell junction; plasma membrane; cell projection
Molecular function (GO): actin filament binding; calcium ion binding
Source: RefSeq, a predicted model, not a curated record